AUGGAUAAAACAUCACGGCUCGGAACAGUUGCUGAAAAUCAGAGACUGGUCAAUGGGUGUGCAAAACUCGACCUGCAGGACGCGUUUCGGACGCUGUAUCCAGUGAAAAAGGAGUAUACCUUCUACUCGCGAUCGGCGAGAGUCAGCUCGAGGAUUGAUAGAGCGCUGGUGUCGUCCUCUCUGUUCAGCGCCGUCGGUGCGGCCUUCCACUCGUACAUCCCAAAAGGGAUCACGGACCACUGGUUUGCAGUCUCGGUGAAGUUGGCGUCCUACGCGGACAGAGAGAAAGGCCCUGGUCUGUGGAGACUGCCGGCGAAGCUCGCGGGAAGCAAGGGUGUAAGGAACAUCACGCAAGCGGUCACGCAGCAGCAGGAUGGGAAGGCGGAGGAUUUCCCGUUGACGCUGAAAAGGCUGCAGGCGGGGCUCAAGGAAUAUGCAAAAGGGGAAAGGAAGAGGGUGGCUCGUACGGUCGAACACCUGGAGGAGAAGGCAGCGGCGUUGAAACAAGCUUACAUGAGUGAUGCGGGAGAUGCAAGCCUGCAGGAGCAACUUGCAAAAUGCGAGGCGCAGUUGAAGUCCUAUUGGGAUGGGAAGCAAGAGUGGCUGCAAACCCUGGCUGGUAUUAAAGGGGAGUUGGAUGGAGAGAUUGCCUCGAAGCUUCUCUCUGGAAGGGUUGCGUCCCGGAAAGCGAAAACGGAGAUCCCGGCUUUAUCUGUGGGAGGGAAAGCUGUCAAGGGAGCAAAAGAGAUAUUGGAGGCAGCGUCGGAUUUCUUCCGCGACCUUUUCGGGAAGGCCAGGGAGGUGUCCGGCGAGUUGUGGCUGACCGAUAAGAGCAAGCGGCUGAAUGGGAAAGACCAGGAAAUGCUGCAGGCGACGUGGACGGAAGCAGAAGUAAGAAAGGCGAUAGCGGAGCUGCCAAAAGGAAAAACCCCGGGAAGUGAUGGGCUACCAAGGGAGAUUUUUGCGAAGAAUUGGGAUCUACUGGGGCCAGGGCUGAUGGAUUUCCUCCACUCCUUCGAGAGAUCGGCGCGCCUUCCAGAGAGUUUAACAACGGCAGUCACGAUCCUGCUGCACAAGAAGGGUGACUAG
Messenger RNA from Closterium sp. Yama58-4, 1089 nucleotides. The record is from the annotation of a GenBank genome assembly. Lineage: Eukaryota; Viridiplantae; Streptophyta; Zygnematophyceae; Desmidiales; Closteriaceae.